Chroicocephalus ridibundus (black-headed gull) is the source of this 3021-nucleotide messenger RNA. RefSeq names its product adhesion G protein-coupled receptor F4 (gene ADGRF4). The transcript is spliced from 8 exons. The record is from RefSeq and is a predicted model, not a curated record. Gene Ontology annotation, cellular component: membrane. Gene Ontology annotation, biological process: adenylate cyclase-activating G protein-coupled receptor signaling pathway; cell surface receptor signaling pathway. NCBI's taxonomy places the organism in Eukaryota, Metazoa, Chordata, Aves, Charadriiformes, Laridae. Gene Ontology annotation, molecular function: G protein-coupled receptor activity. The coding region runs from base 1 to 2040 and encodes 679 amino acids.
AUGGAUGUGAGGGUAGUUCACUGCCUGCUCCUUUGGGCUCUGCACGUCUUCCCAGCCACGCCACGCUCCGCUCUCAGGGUUCUCAGUAAGGAAUCAAAGACUGGCAAUCAGCAAGAUGGGUGUGUAAAUCUCGUUCCGUGCAAAGAUAACGGGGCUAUUUGUAUUCAGCCUUGUUCUCCCUCCUUCCACGGGGAGACGAGCUUUGUCUGCGAAGAGAGAAAGUGGCAAAUGUUCGCAGAUGCCUGUGCAAGCCUGGACGUUCAGUCCCUUUUUCAGAGGAUUUCUGAGCGUGACCUCCUUUCAAGCUCUGGCGGAGAUGUUAGCGUUGCUGGAGGACACCUUCCUUUUAUUGGGGAAGGAAAGCCGGUGCAUGGGAAGCCUGGACAUGGAGCAAAAUAUUUUGGUGCCGACGACCAUGGGAAUAGUAACUGCCAAGCUGAUUUUUCAUGCAUUAUCCCAGAAAUCCUGUCUUCACCAGCCAUUCCAGGAAACAUUGCUGAUAUAGUGGAAUUACUAAAGAAGAUUUCCCUGCUGCUAUCGGAGGAUGUCAAUAGAGGAAAAAUGCAGAGUUACAUCAGGAUAGCAAACCAUAUUCUGAACAGCUCCGUCAUUUCCAACUGGGCUUUUGUAAGGGACAGGAAUGCCGGUUCAAUAUUACUGGACUCGGUGAAUUUAUUUGCUGGGAAACUUCUUCUAAGGAAUGGCUCGGAAAGUAUACAGGAACCCUUCAUCUCUACAAAAGGCUACAGCAUACAUAAAAAUACUUCAGGGAAGAGAUUUGAUUUUUCUAUGGAGUUCAAUAACACAGGCAAUAUCACCGGGCAUGUGGUCAUUCCAGAAGAAGAGCUUUUGAAGUUACCAAAGACUUCCAAAGCCGUCAGCAUUGCAUUUCCAACACUUGGAGCCAUUAUAGAAACCAGCCGGUUGGACCCCGGUUUUGUGAAUGGAAUGGUGUUAUCGGUGUCCCUGCCAGAAGAGCUCCGGCAUAUUUUGCUCACCUUCGAAAAGGUGAAUAAACUGGAGAACGUCAAGGCUCAGUGCGUUGGGUGGCACUCUACGGAAAGGAGGUGGGAUAGCAGGGCGUGCGCCAUGAAGUCGGACAACAUCAGCAGCGUUGUUUGCAACUGCAAGCAUCACCACCGGACGUUCAAAUCCUUCUCCAUUUUGAUGUCCCCCACCAUGCUGCGAAAUGCAGCGCUGGAUUACAUUACACGUGUAGGGUUAGGCCUUUCCAUUUUCAGCUUGGUUCUCUGCCUUAUCAUUGAGGCUGUUGUCUGGCACCACGUUACAAAAACUGAAAUAACCUACAUGCGCCAUUUUUGUUUGGUCAACAUCGCUAUGUCGCUUCUCAUUGCUGAUGUUCUGUUCAUCUUAGCGGCUAUUGUGCACCAUACAGCCCUAAACUACCAGUUGUGUGUAGCAGCCACUUUUUUCCUUCACUUUUUCUAUCUUGCCUUGUUUUUUUGGAUGUUUACCCUGGGCCUCUUGAUUCUCUAUGGGUUGUUAUUUGUUUUUUUUAAGAUAACGAGAUCUGUAUUCAUAGCUACAGCAUUCUCAAUUGGAUAUGGAUGUCCCUUGGUCAUAUCUAUCCUCACUGUUGCUAUUACUGAACCAAAAAAUGGCUAUUUAAGGAGUGGAGCCUGCUGGCUUAAUUGGUAUGAGACGAAAGCCCUUUUGGCCUUUGUUGUACCUGCUCUGAGCAUCAUUGUUGUGAAUGUGGUGGUGGUAGUGGUGGUUGUGGUGAAGACUGGGAGAUCCGCUGUUGGAGAAGGCUGCAAGUCACAAGAUUUGAGGAACAUGAUGCGAAUUAGCAAAAACGUGGCACUUCUGACACCUCUUCUGGGUCUCACCUGGGGGUUUGGAUUAGCAACGAUUGUCGAGAGUCGCUCCCUGGCAUUCCACAUUACGUUUGCGCUACUGAACGCCUUCCAGGGAUUCUUCAUCCUGUUGUUUGGGACGCUUCUGGACAGAAAGACAAGAGAAGCCUUAAGGAUGAACUGCCUUUCAUCAAAGCGGAAGUGUAGUCUAGCAAAGUCCUAGUAGUGGAUAGUUGUCUUCAGUGGGUCUGGCCAGUGAGAGGAAGCACUGAAAACCUGGUUUGAGAUGAACCGAAGUGGCUGAGAAGCUCGGAGUGUGGACAGCACUGUCUUGGAGCACGACCACGGGAAGCAUCGUGAAAACCAGAAAAGAAAAGGUCCUGAACCUGCUGUCAGGAGCAGGAAACCAUCAGAGUUGCUGCAACCCUUGAGGAAACACGCUGAUACAUAAAGGUUGCUUGUGAAAACUGCUGUGAGGAGAGUUUGUCCUCGUUUGCCAUUUCAGUGCUUCAAUUUCUUCCUUUUUUUUUUUUUCUAUGUCCGUGCAAUAAGGAGCUGUACAGCAUGUGGAACUGCUCUAAAAUUAUUUAAUUUUUAAUGUCGUAUACAAAUGUUGAGUAUUAUCUAGCUGACUUUGGCUGUCUUUGAUCAAAAGUGAUUCUGUUAGAUGGCACUGUAUUCAUCAUUUCUGUUUGUCCUCCCAGGCUGGUGGACAACGUACCUCUAUUUCUGCAUUACCGCUGUUCUCUCCAUCUCAAGAUUUGUUCUCUCCAUCUCAGUACUUGGGUGUCAGAGGAAUUUACAAAGCCCUUUUUUGGUCUGUCAGGAGAGAAUUUUCAUUCUUUAUCCGGUCCUGCAAGACGAUGCCAGAGAUAAAUGGGAAAGAGCACUGGGCAAAUAAUUACUUUCCCUCUUUGGAUGUGGGGGAGCAAGCUGUAAAUGUGUUUCAGAGUUGAAUCACGUGGAUGGAGAUCUCCCAUGUCCCAUGCGAUGUACUGAUGAAGGAAAUGGUUUGUCCAUGUGAUGUGAGAUGGUGUAUCUGUUUUUAUUCGAAAAUCAGUCCGUGCUCUGAGAAACCCUUUCUAGCGAAAGCUUUGAUAAAAAUCUUAUUGUCUCUUGGCAGGACAAAUUGACGCUUUCAAAUGGAAAUAAAGUUGAAAUUUUGUCAUUGGUUCUAAUAAGUGGUCCUUAUCCUCCCCUACCA